Messenger RNA from Drosophila kikkawai, 1613 nucleotides. The record is from RefSeq and is a predicted model, not a curated record. NCBI's taxonomy places the organism in Eukaryota, Metazoa, Arthropoda, Insecta, Diptera, Drosophilidae.
UGAAAUAUUUAUAGCAUAAAACUAAUGCAUUUCAAGACUUGGCUUAUCGUUCUCCAUUGAUGACUUGAAAACUUAAAAAUAGGCGUCUUUUAAAGGUGUUCCACAUUUUAAUAACUAUGAUUGUUAUUAAAUUAAAUUUUUUAUUUCCAGUAUUUUCAUAAAUUCAGCCUAUUCCAUAGCUUACUCAUCACAUUGUUGAAGUUUAUCAAAGACCCGAUAGAUAGUGACAUUUAAUUGGAUAUUUAUCAACAGUUUGACAUCGACAAUUGCCGCUAAAUUGAUUUAUUUAGUAACAAAAUGAUAAAGUCUAAAAGUCGCUAAAGUUUGCUGACCAACCAUGCCGUCUCUCUUAAGCAAUGUUUACUGUACUUGGUAGUAUUUACUGCUGCUGCUGCUUGCUCUUUUUGAAGUUGCCCCUUUUUGCUUUGCGCUCUUUUAUUUUUUGCGGCGUUGCUUUCGUCUUUCGUGCUGACACGAAUCAUCAUGGCAAGCGGAGCCAGCCAAGCUAAGCCAAGCCAGCUACCACUCACCAUCUACCUAUUUCUAAGCCAAGAUCGAGUCAGUUGGCUCUUGGCCGUGGGAGAGCGUGGAAGCAGAGGCCCAGAACCGGAACAUAAACCGCUGGCCAUACAGAAACUGAAACCGAAAACAAGCUCUGCGAUCUCGUGUAUUGGAGAGCAGGGGUAUUUUUAUGUGGAACUCGGUGGCGCACGAACUAAAAGCUCAGCAAAGACCCAGAGAGCGAGGAAAAUGUGCGCCAGCGCUGACCGUGGAAACUUGAUACGCGCCCAGGUGUAGGCCAAGAGAAGACCACAUGCUCCUCCGCCAGCAGCUGCCUCUGCUGCUGCCACGUUCAAAAUAGAAAGUGCUGUUCGGCGGCUGCCAAAGAUGAAACAAACCGCCGCAGAAUGAGCGAAUCGGAGCCGAAUAGCCUGGAGUUCAUUGAGGACUCCUACCUGCCGGGCAUCGAUGAUCUCACCACCUUUACCCCGUCACUGGAUCCGGAUCCGGCGCUCAGCGAUGACGAUGAUGCCUUGGAUUGGUACGGCGAUGCGCCCGAGGAUAGCGAAGCGGAGCUUUAUCUGCGCAACCUAACGCUAGAUCAAAUCUUUUACGAUGUGGACUCGGACUACACCAACAGCCUGGAGCUGCAGGCCGUGGAAACGGAGUUCAUGGGCGCCAAGCUGGCUAACCAGGCGCCCACCGCCUCGAUGGCCAAGCGCUUCCGCCUCAAGUUCUUCGCCAAGCGAACUAUGCGCGACCUGAAGGUCACGUUCAUAGACUUCUCCAAGCCGUAUCUGGCCAAGAUUUCGAACAGUGAUAACUACAAGAGAUUCCUCAAUAUAGCCCAACGUAGUAGAGGUACUAAGAUGGGGGUUCCAGGCGUAGCUUAGGGUUCUUCUCUUGUCAUAUUUCCCCGUUUAAGCCCAUGACUAACCGAAGACUAACUUCUCUCUGUCUCUCCCUCUUUCUUCUCGUGUGCUGCCGCCUUUCGGCCCGACAGUUUGUGAGUAUUUAACCAAAAACUAAACCCGAAAACUAACCUAAUUAUCCAAACUCAUGUCUUUGCAAUUGUACAAAACCAAAACGAACUAACCGAAUUCGGUGUACUC